AUAGUUUUUUUUGCUUUUGCUGCUUCUUUUUGUCUCCCGUCCCGUGGAUUUUUCUCCAAGGGGAUUUCCAAUUCGCAAAAUAUAGAAACCCAAAUAAGAUUACCGAUCGCGCGUUCGUAGAGAUCUCGGCGUUCCGUGCGUGCAAGUGCAACAGCAUAAAAUAAAACAGGUAGCGCAGUACAAAAGUCUACUCCGCUCCACCUCCUCCCAAAGAUCUGCGGAUCGCAGGAACCAAGAAUUGUGGUGCUGGUGCAGGGCCAGGUGCCCGCCCCCACGCGUUCGGAGUGCAAGAGGAGGCGUCGCGUCGCCCGGAUUAUGUCAUUUGUUUACGGGCAACUGCCGCAGGCAGAGAAGCGCUUUUGAAUGUUGCAUCCGAAAGAGGCAGCGAAAACCUGUAAAAAUGUAGACUGUGUGUGUGCGUUAGUGUUAGUAUUAGUGUUAGUGUAGCGGACCAGUGUUGGUGAGAGUGAGUGUGAGUGGCGCGGAUAAUGGACGUUUAGUCGUCGUAUAAAAAUACGCGUAGAUAUAGGAGAUAUACACACAUACUUGUAUAUAUGCGGACAGGCACGCCGCCGUAUCUGCUCCGCAGCACGUCGUUCGAGAGCCCGCGCGCCUCCCCGAUGCGGUUGCUCCCCUCCAGAGUCAGCUCUAGCAUCGUCUCCGCCCCCGCCCUCGAUUAGAGCCAAUGGCCACGUUCAAUGCAAGCGCCAGCAGCAGUGCCGCCGAUGUCCUGAGCUCCACCUUGUCCGCCACCUCGGCCACGGCCACGGCCACGUUCCUGGUGCCCACAACGGCCACGCAGGCAGGAGCCAUUGCAGUACAGCAGCCAGCGCCCCAUCCGCCGCACCUGCAGCUGGACCAAUUCGGGGGCUACGCUGCGGGAGCACCGCUGCAUCACCAUCAUCAGCAGACCAACUCGUCGUACACCUUCGUGCAGAUCAAGCGGGAGCCCUGUCAGGUGUCUGAGAUUAGCUCCAACAACUGCCAUCAACAGCAGCAGCAGGCGCAUCAUCAACACCAGCAGCAGCACCACCACCACCAACUCCAGGGACUGGGCAGCGUGUCCUCGUCCUCGGUCACCGCCUCGGCCACUUCCAAGACCAUGUCUUCGUCCACGCUCACCACGCUGGUCAAGAUCGAGGCCCCCUCGCCGAAGGUGUCUGACCUGGAGAAGUCCACAAGUAAUUCCGUGCCCAUUGGAAUAGCGGUGGCCAGGAAGCGGCCGCAGGAAACAUUGGUGCCCUCUCUGAGCACCCCGGCAGCGUUGCCGCUGCAGCAAUCACUCAGCAAGGACAUGAACUGCUUCGGCAUACGCGUCGCUGACCUCGGCGCCACCAGUUGCGGCAAUUUGUACUUCACGGGCAACGGCGACCUGAUGACCACUGGCACCGCCACCGCCGAGGAGCUGGCCUUAAGUGCGGCGGGCGUGAACCGAGCACCGUCCACCUUCUGGCAGUAUCCAAAUGCAUUACCCAUUGAAUCAGUGAUUUCCAUGUCGCCCGCCACGGUGGGCCUGCAGUACUCGCGGGAGGCCAGCCGCGGACAGGUGGUGCUGCUGCCGGCCGCCCCAACAGCGCUCGCAGGCAUAUCAAAUUUUCCCCUCUUAACGCCCACAGAUCCGUUCCAACAGGCAGCGGCUGCGGCGGCCUUCGUCUGGCCAUCGGCCUACAUCCCCCAGGCGCCAGCUCCUGGCGGCCCCACUGCCGCCGCUGCCGCUGCAGCUGCCGCAGCUGCCUCGCUCCAGCCGUCGCCCAACCUGACCAACUUGCCCAACUUCAUAUUCCCCUCGAUGGGCAGCCACCAGGCACUGGGCAAUACGCCCUCGUAUGCCUCCACCCUGCAGCUGUAUCUGGCCGCCGCAGCCACCGCCACGGGGAGCUCGACGAUGUGCCAGCACAGCAAUCAGCAGACCAGCACCACCACCACGAACUCCACCAUCAAUCUGAGCCUAGCGUCAGGAGCGGGUGUCACGAACAGCUCAAAUGCGGCCAGUAGCCUCAGCUCAAGCAGCAGCCUCAGUGCGAGCAGCUCCAGGUUCCUUAGCCUGGCAACGGGUCAACCUGGUCCCAUGGGAUCGCUGCUGCUGCCUCCAACGGGCAUGAAGCUAGAAGACUAUCAGUCGCAGCCGUUGCCACUGUCGUUGCCUCCGUUAGUGCCGCUGGAGGCGACGCGCGACAAGGAGCAGGCCCUGAACCUGAUGCGUCUGCCCACGCCACCCACAUCGGCCACAAUGGAGCCGUCUACCCUCGGCCAUGCAACGCCGCAUCAGCUCUUCCAGUCGGUACCUAUUACGACGUCCACUCCGGCCUUGUUAAAUCUAUCAAUGCACGGCUCGGGGGGACAGCUUCCCGUUGCGACGCCCCUGCCUGCGGUUUGCGAUGAGGCGGCGCUGAACUACAAGCUUCAUGCUCCGCUGACGCCGCAGACCCCGCCCCGCAUCGCGGAGAUUUCCGCACCAGGAAGUACUCCCCUUCUGCCGCAGAUGCAGGACGUCAACAUCCAGACGGACACGCCUGUGUGCAGCGAGGAUGAGAGCUUUCCGGGUCCACCGAAGCCGCAGGAGUCCGUAGCGGAGGCCAACCCGACAGCCGCCACCCUUAUCCAGCCGCUGGAACUGACCAAACCCAGUGAAGCCAGCCAUACCCAGCCGAACGAGUGCCAUACCCAGACCGAACCCAGUGACAUACUACCCAGUGCCAGCCAGGCGGAGUCAGCGGAGCAGACUUCCCCGGAACCUAUAGAAAUGUCGUCACAGGCCACGCAGGCUGCCCAGACAGCGCCCGAAGACCUUACCGGUCUCGAGCUGCUCUCCAACAUCAGCACCAACAGUACACCGCUGGUGCGGAUCAAACAGGAGCCAGUUGAACAUGUUGAGCCGCCACAGCCGCAACUGGUUGAAGUUGCGUCGGAAGAGCCACCGCUGACUAUGCAGCAAAUAGAGCCAGCGCCCACGCCGGAACCGCUUGGAGGCCUUAAGCUGUUGUGCGCUCUCGCCGAACAGCGAAUCCAAGAGGAGGAGGAGGUGCAGGGUAGUAGUCUCUUCGCUAGGCCCUCCUCGCGUACGCCCACACCAACGCCACAAGCUCCUGCGACACCACCCCCGGCUCUGGAUUCUAGGCCUUGUUUCGGCUUUGUCCCACCGCAGGGACCAGUCUUCCCCUCCUCAACCUCCUCCUUUCAGAUGCCAUUGAGUUCGCCAGGGUUCCCCUCGAUGCAGGGCAUCGAGCUGCCCUCCACUUCGGUGGCAGCCGCUACCGAGUUGUCACCGGUGAAGCGCAAGAAGCACAAACAUUCCAAGUCCUCGGGCAGUGACAGUCGCAAGUCGGCGCGCUGCAGCAAGAAGAGCAAAAAGAAGCGCAGACAUAGCAGCAGCAGGCAGCAGCAGCCAACGACGGCAGGUUCGGCGGAGGAGGAGGUUAACCUGCAGGACGAGCAGUUGCAGUCGGAGCUGCGCAGCGCCCUGCAUGCCAUGGAUCCCAGUUACGCGCAGCGCUUCGGCCAGGAGGUGUUUAGCAUCAUGGAUAAUAGUAUGCGGAUGCGGCUGGCUGACAUUACGAGGCAGUAUCGCAAGAAGAAGCGGAAGCUCGACGAGAUAUCCAAGCACAAGAAGAAGAAGAAGUGCUCCAAGCAGCAGCCGUUAAUCCAGCCUGCGGUUCAGCCAGCACCCACACUACAGCAGCCACAAAUGACGCUGUCUAGUGUCCUGGGGACCUCGUCUCCUUUACGCGACUACAAGUUCCCAAAGUUCUCGAGCAACAACCUUCAGACGUCCAGCUUCCUUCGAUUCCCGGAGAAGACGCACUCCUUCCCACCGCCGCCCAUGCAGCAAAGCCAGCCGGAGCCCAAUCCCUUGCCCACCAGCUGCUCACCGAGUACCUCGUCGUUUGUGCGUCUCGAGCCUAGUGCCCUUGAUGCGGCCGUUGCUAUUGUCCCAACUACCUCGACCCUGACUGCGACGUCAGCAUCCUCCUGCUCGCCGUCUUCAAAGCAAACAGCUGCUUCUGCGGUGCGUAAGCAGCGCAAGAUGAAGGCGAGUACGGUGGGCGGCACUGGGGAACCGACCGCAGCCCCGGAGGCAAAGCGACGAGUCAGUGGCAUUGAUCGUGAACUGCAGCUGACCAGCGAGCAUCUAUAUCGCGAAGAGACACGUGUCCUCACCGACAUGGGUGGACUCUUCUACGCGGGAGUGAUGAAGCCACUUCGACCACCGGACGUAUACUCGAUCACACUGGAUGGGGAGCGCGGCAACAAGUCGCACGUUAUGUCGCGCGAGGAUAUACUCAAGGAUACGAUUCUCGAGGUGGCGCCAAAGAGCGUAGAGAGCGUGCCCGUGGGUACGCGUCUGUGUGCUUAUUGGAGCCAGCAAUACCGAUGUCUCUACCCGGGCCGUGCCAUCGACACGGAGCAGGCUGAGGAUGGAACGACCAGCAACAGCAACAAUACGGCAGCAAAUACGGCGACUACGUCGCCGGACUUUGUUAGCGUGGAGUUCGAUGACGGCGACAGCGGCAGGAUCCGCUUGCAGAACAUCCGGCUGCUCCUGAGUGACUAUCCCAUAGCAGAGUACAACGAUAAUCCCCUCUACUCAGUAGGCAAGCAGAAGCGCAGCGCUCUGCGCGGUGCUGAGUGUGGUCCUGGCGGACCCUCGCAGGAGCAUCUAAGCGUGCCCGGCUGCGAGGACUCGCACAGCCACCACAGCCUGGGGAUGAGUAGCGACAACACUACUUCGCUGGCCGCCACCAUGGAGCUGUUCACGCAACGCAGUGAAAAGAAGCGCCUGAAGAAGAGCCUCAAGAAGAUGUCCAAGUCGCAGAACGGCGUCAGUUCGGCCACGGCUGCCAAUGGCGGGACAGACGCAGCUCCGUCCGGUGAAGUGUGUGCGGGUGCAGAUGAUGCCGCCCGCAAACAUCACAAGCACAAGAAGCGCAAGAAGCACAAGAAGCAUCAUCGCAAGAAUGGUAGCGAGGAGCCAGAGCCACAGGUGCAAGUGCAGGUGCAGAUACAGCAGGAACAGCAAGAGGCUCCGCCAACAGCACCGGCGCCGACAGCGAAUCGAGUUAAAAUGGAGAUCAAAGUCAAGUCAGAGCAGCUAGAAAUGGAGGAGGAGACUGCAUCCAAUCUCAUGUCAGAGAUAUCCGAUGAGGCCAAGGGUGAGGAUCUGGUCGAGCAUAACAACUCCAAGGGCAGCAGCAAGAUAGCUGCCUUCCUGCCGGAGCGGCAGCUUUGGGGUUGGCAUGGCACCGCCUAUCGUAAGGCGGGCGUCAAGGGGCGCGCCAGAAAGCAAUUUUACAAAACAAUCAAAAGGGGAAAGGAGACUAUCACGGUCGGGGACAGUGCAGUAUUUCUAUCAACGGGCAGACCAGACCGACCAUAUAUCGGUCGCAUUGAGUCCAUGUGGGAGACCACAACGGGUAACAAAGUGGUGCGUGUGGCGUGGUUCUAUCAUCCGGAAGAGACGACGGGCUGCCCAAAGCUAAGAUAUCCGGGUGCUCUGUUUGAAUCGCCGCAUGAGGAUGAAAACGAUGUGCAGACAAUUUCGCAUCGGUGCGAAGUGCUGCAGUUUGGCAGUUACUUUGACAAAUUCGGUGCCGAUUCGAAGCAAUAUCAAUCCAUAUACGAUAACAAUGAUACAUAUUAUUUAGCCGGGCACUAUAACCCAAGGUUGCAAGUGCUGAAACUACAAGACGAUAUUCCAACUCUCGAAGAGCUGCAGGAUACAAAUACUACUACUACUACAACAACUACUACCGAGGAUUAAGCGAAACGUGGCGUGGAUAGGCAUAGUCGUGUUUAGGCAUAGUGCAUACAAAUCUAUAUAUAUACAA
This is a messenger RNA of Drosophila serrata, 5825 nucleotides long. RefSeq names its product BAH domain and coiled-coil containing protein winged eye (gene wge). Gene Ontology annotation, molecular function: chromatin binding. Lineage: Eukaryota; Metazoa; Arthropoda; Insecta; Diptera; Drosophilidae. The record is from RefSeq and is a predicted model, not a curated record.